Drosophila novamexicana is the source of this 2875-nucleotide messenger RNA. Its product is annotated as tripartite motif-containing protein 45. Gene Ontology annotation, biological process: positive regulation of DNA-templated transcription. Gene Ontology annotation, cellular component: chromatin; nucleoplasm. Bases 124 to 2859 code for a protein of 911 amino acids. Lineage: Eukaryota; Metazoa; Arthropoda; Insecta; Diptera; Drosophilidae. The transcript has 6 exons. The record is from RefSeq and is a predicted model, not a curated record. Gene Ontology annotation, molecular function: protein binding; ubiquitin-protein transferase activity; zinc ion binding.
AACUGCCAGACAGCAGUUGGAAACGGAACGCGCAGCUGUCAAGUGAAUCCACUCAUGAGCAAAUUAAAUGUUGUAAAAUUCAUCCAUUGAUUGCAUAAGCAGUGUCCAGCUCCCAGUUUCCCCAUGAGCAGAAGCCAGUGCAACUCGCCAACGCGCCAGACGAAACUCACGUUCAAGCGCAGCUCGAAGAGCAAUCUUAUCGAGUAUGAGCGCAUGCAGCUGACAGCUGGCGAUUUGGCGGCAACUCCAAUGCCAACAGCAGCUGGAGCAGCCACCACAUUUGCUCAAACCGAUAAAAUGCAGCUCAAGUUGAGCGCCAGCAAAAUCAAGCUACAAAGCGCAGCCACAGAGCAGCAGCUAGAUCCGCAGCAGCAGCAGUUGGAUGUACUGCGUCGCAAGUCGGCGCCGCAGCUGUUCAGCUUUAGCAUUGCGCCUCCGCUUUUGGCUGUGCUGGGCAAUGGCCAAACAGUGCCACGACUGCCCGCCAUGGAGCUGACCAGCUGCAUCCGACGUUCACGCACGCUAGGCGUGCACGCGGAUGCGCUCGUCACGGACAGCAACAGUGAGCCCAGUAGCAGCAGCAUUACAGGCGGCAGCUCCACCUCACCGGAAUCGCUGCUGGAUCACAUAUUGAGCGGCGCAUCGGCCGCCUCCGUGCAGAGCAGCAGCACUGCCAGCGACAUAACAGUCGCACCACCCCCACCCCCACCAGCAGCGGCAUCAGCAGCUGCUGCUUUGAUUAACCCACACACGUACCGAGCUUCAGUGCCGCUCAAGCCGAAACGCGUGCUCAGCCUGAAAGCUUCGCCGGAGCUGCGCGUGUCACCGCCCACACCGGAUAGCGGCGUUCCUCUGGAGGUGCUGCUUCCGCCAGCAGCCAGCGAGUACUAUGACAACGGCUUGUUGGUUUCCAGGAGCCGGACGCCUUCGCCGGCGGGCACGCCGCUGGUGUCACCCUCGCCCAGCUGGACGCUGCCGCCCGACACGAGCUGUGUGAGCAUCGUUUAUCCCGAGGAGCUCAAGUGCGGCAUAUGCAUGGAUGUCUACACCGAUCCGCGCACGCUGCACUGCCUGCACUCAUUCUGCCUGCAGUGCCUGGUCAAUGAGAAUCUCAGGGAGGAGGCACUGUGGGACGAGCGCUCUAGCUACAGCUUGCUCUCCUCCACGCCGGACACAGGCAGCGACCUGGCCACGGUCUCGCCGGCCAGGCAGCGCGGCGCAAGUCUCAGUUUGCGCAGCAAAAAGUCCUUGGAUCGCCUGACGCUGCGGGGUAAAGGUGAAGCCAAACGCUCGACCUCGGCGUGCUCCUCCAGCACACGCUUGAACGCCAGCUUUGCCAGCGAGCCGGAGUCUACGCGCUUCAUACGCUGCCACAUAUGCCAGUUCGUCACGGAGCUGCCGACCUUGGGCGGCGUGCGACAGCUGCCGCAGAAUUUUCUGCUGGUGCGACGCAUUGAGGCGCUGCGUCUGCAAGCCGGCGACGAUAUCAUCUCGCGUGUCUGGUGCUCACUGUGCAGCGAGGAGAUAAGCGCCACCUAUCAUUGCAUCAGCUGCACCCUGAAUCUGUGCACGCUGUGCAAGGAGGCCCAUGAGCGACAGCGGAGCACUGCCAAUCAUCGCAUGCGCAACAUCCUAGAACUGCGACGUACACGCAAACAGAAGCAACAACAACUGGGCUUGGGAGACAGCAGCCAGGUGCUGCUCAAGUGCGGCCUGCACGGCUUCGAGCUGAAGUCCUUCUGUGUGGCUUGCCGGCAGCUCGCUUGCCCGGACUGCCUGGUGCUGCAGCAUCGUGGCCAUCGCCACGAGACCGUCGCCAAGGCAAUCACCCAGCUGCAGGUGACCAAGCAUCUAAACGAUGCCACGGAGCAAACGCGUCCGCUGUGUCAGUAUGCGGAGCACUCGAUCGAGCGGUUGCACGAUAUUACACGCAGCAUAAAUGCCAGGUGUGAUGACAUACAGGCCCAGGUGGAGAGCUAUAUGGAUCGCUACGUGGAAGCGCUUCAGGCGCAUCGCAACACACUGCUGCAGCAGAUCAAUCGGGCCAGGGAAUCCAAGGUGGAGCUUAUACUCAACCAACAACUCGAAUUGGAGAAACGCACGCAACAGGCUAUGGACGUGAUACGCUUUAGCCAGGAGCUCUGCGACAUUGGCGCCGAUGUUGAGAUACUAAGCUUCGCUCGGAUUCUCUUAAAACGCUUCGAGUUUUGCCAACAGUUCAAGCCGCCCGUCGAUCCCAAGAUAUCCGAUUCACUGCAUUUUCUAUCGAAAAUACGAGCGCCUAGCACCAAGAAUCAGCAUGAUAUACCACUGUACGGCAUUAUAACCAUGCAAACCGUUGAGCCUUCUCUGUGCACCCUACAAUGGGAGGGCUUCUCGCAGCUGCGACUGCACAAGAAGGUUGAUCUGCUGCUGUUGUCACGCGACGCGGACGGGGUGGCGCUAUGCCAUGGCGGGCUGGAAAUCAAUUGCAUUAUCAAGUACAAGGAUGCCAGCGUCAAGUUUCUGCCCAUUGAGGUGUCCGAUCAUCGCGACGGCACCUACAGCAUUUCCUUUACGCCCGACACACAGGGCACACUCAUACUAACUAUCUCCAUUAAUGAGCGGCAAAUCAAGGGCAGCCCCUUUACCUUUCACUCCCGCCAGGUGCGUCCGCACAGUGGCAUCUACCACUGCUGCUCCUUCUGCUCCGGCAAGGGUAGCAAGACCGUCAAGUGCUCGUGCGAAGGCCGAAUGCCUGGCUACAGCGGCUGUGGUCACGGGCAUGCGGGUCAUCCGGGUCGUCGGCAUUGGUCCUGCUGCGGCAAUGUGCUCGAAAAUUCCGAAUGCAAUGUGGCGAACAAGCUGUUGAAUCCCUAGAACUACAUCUGGUUAA